Molecule: messenger RNA, 2044 nt
Organism: Aspergillus sclerotioniger CBS 115572
Lineage: Eukaryota; Fungi; Ascomycota; Eurotiomycetes; Eurotiales; Aspergillaceae
Exons: 2
Coding region: 1-2016 (671 amino acids)
Source: RefSeq, a predicted model, not a curated record
AUGGGUCAAAGUUAUUCUCGCAGUCUUUCAUCAUCCCCAGCUCAUUCUAAAAAGUGGCAGCUAAUUGCGCUCAAGAAAAUACCCCGGUAUACUGAUGGAACACUCUGCCGCAAUUGCGCAGAUCUACCCAUAUGGGAAACACUUGCAGACAAUACUCCCUACUCAGGAGGGCUUGCUCGAACAAUCAUACUGAGCGCAAGUUGUACACACUGCGGGAUCGUGAUUGAAGCCCUCCGAGGCCAGCCCCAUCCUUUGUAUGAGGAAAUUCCGACCACCGCGGUCUAUCGUGUGUCAGGACAGCCCAGCAUAUGUAUUUACUUAUCGGACAAGAGUGGAGGCCGGGACUUGAGAAGCCAUAUUCGGCUUCUAGCAGAAAGCCGAAUGCGGUUGACAACCAGACUCCUAUCGCACCAUACACUCGAUGGUGAUCAUUUUGGUCGUACCAUCAAACAGCAGAUCGACUUCCGCCUCGUUCGGUCCUGGCUCGAUGAGUGUAUAAACCAUGCGGACCAUGACUGUGGGAGCGUGCGAUCGGACCUCCCGUUCAUUCUUUUGAUUGAUGUUCAAGACAGACGACUCGUGAGAGCAAGAGGGCAUGUCAAGUAUCUGGCACUGAGUUAUGUCUGGGGCCAGGUGGGAGGGCUUCAGACGGUGACCCAGAACUACAAGGCAGUGCAGGAGAAAGGGUCACUUUGCCCAGAUAAUCCGGACAUACCGCGAGUCAUCACGGACAGCAUGAUCCUUGUGCAACAACUUAACGAGCGCUAUCUAUGGGUGGACCGCCUGUGUAUCAUCCAGGAUAUGGGGAAGAUGCAAACCAUGGCUUGCCAGGUGUUAGACCUGGGUCUCGGCCCCGCCGACGAUCAGACGAGUGAAGGGCGUCGCCCUUACGCCUGCACUUCCCGACCUUCAUUAUGCUUUACAGCGUCUCGCUACACGAGUCGUGGGUGGACUUUUCAAGAAGUCUUACUCUCUCCUAGGCGUCUGUUCAUCUCGGAUCGGCAGGCAUACUUCACCUGCAUGGAAGGUAACGGAGCCCACUGCGAGGACCGUAACCAUACUCUUGAUUACCUAUCCUUUAAGCAAGUCUACGGUUUAACAGACCGGCUAGGACUAUACGGGGGUCUAGUGGAAAGCUACACACGACGGACCUUGACAUACGAUAGUGACAUCUUGGAUGCGUUUUCCGGAAUUUCGUCGAUCUUGAUGCGCGACAAUCCUAUGCAUGGCUGGGAGGAGCUGUAUUCCGGUCUUCCUCGGCGGGAAUUUCUAUAUUCUCUGCUCUGGUCUCCCAUCGAGACUCCCGUCCGACGCCCACCGAGGAGAGCAGACCUCAUUGAGGAAUCCUUUCCAAGCUGGUCCUGGAUAGGCUGGAAAGGUCUCAUAUCCUACCAGCCGGUCUGGGCUUGGAGCAACAUGAAGGGGAGGGAGGAAGUUUUUGCGCCUGGUCCGAUCAAGCUUAUACAGCCCAAUGGAGCAGAGACGACGGUAUACCAACCGCAGGGAGGCUCUCAUGAGGGUUACUGCUCAUGUGCGAUUUGGGAACGGAGCCCGUACACGCCCGCGUGCGUGCAUGGCACUUCUGAACCUAUAUCUGGCCCUUCCAGCCCAGCGAGCCAGAGUGUUCUUCACUUCCGGACUCUUUCUAUUCCAGCAGACUCUUUCUCCUAUGAAGAAGGCUUAGGCCUUGAGAACGAUGGUAGGAUCGGCUGCUUUCGUCUCUUUCAUGAGCAAGAAUGCGGAGUCAUCAUCGGUCAAUUGCCCCGGGACAUUAAUCUAGAUGAAUGUAUGUAUAUAUUCUUGUGUUAUGGUAAGGAGCUGCCCAAAAAUACCUCGGUGAUGAGAAUGGGUGUGUACAAUGUGCUUUGUCGGGACUCUGAUUGGUGUGGCUGCAUCCCGUUUUGCCUGCUUGUUCGUGGCUGCGAAGGGUUCUGGGAGCGAGUUGGACUGGCUAUUAUUCAACCAAUGGCUUUUGAAGCAGCACAACCAAAAUGGGAGGAUAUUCAAUUGGCCUAGCAUAGCAAUCAGCAAGCGAUAAUACAAC